AUGUUUGGAUUAAGUGAAGAAGCACUAAGAUGCUUUCCCAACGGCACCAUUGUGGUUCCCAAUCCCAACAUCCGGUUCAAGACGGUAAAUGUGACGUCAGGGACGUGUCGUCUGAGAGUCGCCGUUGUUCACGUGGAAGUUUGGCUGGACCACUGUCAGCUAGAUGCGAUUCACAUUGUGACCUUUUGGGAACACAACAUUUCGGGUCUCGUCACAGUGGACAACUACUUCUCACAGCCUGUCGUCUGCAAACAGAUCCCGAACGAGGGCGUCACGCGUGACGUCAGUGUGGGACUUCACAUCACCGAGGAUAUCCCCAUACCCACGAAAGACGUGGACUUGUUGAACGUUGUCCGCAUAAUAACUCGUCUUGGGGAAGACACUUCCGGCAGGGAGGUCCAAGUGCAGGACGCAAGGAAGAUCCUCUGGGAUUUACAGUUAGCGGAAUUUCGGAUCAUACCUGAUGUGUGCAGCUACAUGUCGGACAUUGGUGUGGUGAUCCUGCAGCAGAACGGAUGCAGUACGUCAUCCAACAAAGUGAGCGACUUUGCCCCGACUGCCGGCGCCGGCGGCCUCCUGACGCUAUUUCCGUUCGGCUUCACGGACCGCGCCGACAGCGCCGUCUCGAUUGUUUGUUCCGUACGAGUAUGUCUCCCUACUAAUACAGAGAACUGCACUGCGAAAUGCGGAUUUGAUGGAAACAUAAACGGAAGACGCCGACGCAGAUAUACCCAAAAGCGCUCUACUUUCGGCCUGAGGUCAGAAGUCGCCACUCUAACGCUUCACUUUGACACGCCGGAUGUGACGUCAUCUACAAACAAGACAUACAUCCCGAUGGCGCCGCCGACAACAUUUAUGUUGCUGCUAAUUUAUGUUAUAUCUGCAAUUUGGUGUUCACAACUAUAAUUGACAGUGGCUGUUGAUAAGAUGUUUGAAUACAGUAAAUGAAAAAAGCCUUUUUUCAAACAUAUUUGAAUGAACAUUUGUAAAUGGAGCGCCAUGUCAAUUGCUAUGGUAAAAACAUGAAAAAACA
Messenger RNA from Dreissena polymorpha, 1033 nucleotides. RefSeq lists its product as uncharacterized. The transcript has 7 exons. Lineage: Eukaryota; Metazoa; Mollusca; Bivalvia; Myida; Dreissenidae. Bases 1 to 906 code for a protein of 301 amino acids. The record is from RefSeq and is a predicted model, not a curated record.